Molecule: messenger RNA, 1542 nt
Organism: Aaosphaeria arxii CBS 175.79
Lineage: Eukaryota; Fungi; Ascomycota; Dothideomycetes; Pleosporales
Product: inhibitor of apoptosis repeat-containing protein
Exons: 2
Coding region: 1-1542 (513 amino acids)
Source: RefSeq, a predicted model, not a curated record
AUGACUACUUUCACAGCCUCAUUGCAGGCACGCGUGGACUCGUUCCUCGCAGCGAAGCCAAAACCAUCGCGUCGCACAUCCGCACGCUCCAAGAAAGCACAGCAACAACAGACAUCCGCAUGGCCACUCUCAUCUCCCGACCCGUACAAUCUUGCAUUCGCUGGCUUUAUCUGGAAACCAACUUCGACCAGCCCCGAUAACGUGCAGUGCUUCUCCUGCGGAUGCCAGCUUGAUGGAUGGGAGGCUUCCGAUGUGCCUGCGUACGAACAUCUCACACAUUCACCCGAUUGCGGUUUCGCCAUGAAUAUCUGCAUACGAAUGCGAAAUGGGGAUCCAGAGCGUGCAGAGAAGGAUCCAAUUUGCGACGAGAUGUUGGUAGCGCGCAAGAAAACAUUUGGCGAGAUGUGGCCGCUGGAUGCGAAUGCAGGAUUUCCAAGUGUUGAUCAGAUGGUCUAUGCAGGAUGGUACUACGAUCCCAGUCCCGACCUUCUUGAUGGUGUUACCUGCGCAUAUUGCUCCCUUUCUCUUGACUCUUGGGACGCGGGUGACAAUCCGUUCGAAGAGCACCAGAGGCGAUCUCCAGAAUGUCUCUUCUUUCAAUUGAAAGAACUCUACCAUCCCACAGAGAGCCCCGUGUCGCCGCAAGUGGUCAUUAAGAAGACCAAAGGCAAGCGAGUAUCGAAUCGAUCCACGCGAUCAUCAUCUGCCUCGACGACGAGAGUGAAGAAGGCACCUGCUAAACCUAGAGCGGCCAAAGGCGCAGGGCGCGCAAAGAGGACCACCAAAGAUUCUGAACCCGCGGAGCUUGUAUCAGCGCUUGAGCCUGAGCUUGAACCUGAGUUUGUUGAGCCGACGCUCGAGCCCGAACAGCACAUUGAGCCUGAGCCUGAACCAGAACCAGAAGUGGAACCGGAGCCGGAGCCGGAGCCGGAGCCGGAGCCGGAACCUGAGGUGAUUGCCGUCCCAGAGCCUAAGAAGGUGACCAAGAAAGGACGUCCAGCAAAAGCGAAACGUGCAAGCGCUGUGUCUGUUCAAAGCAGUACCUCCACAAGACCGAAACGCGGAAAGAAACGGACGAGCGAGGACAUGGAACCGGAGCCCUCUAUAGCACCGGAAAGUCCUAAGCGCAUGCGAUUCAGCGACAUCUCCUCCAUCCGUCCAGAAUCUGUCUUCGAAUCCACUCCUAUGAAGGUAGCACACACGCCAGAACAGCGCACACCAGAGAGGAGAACGCCAGAGACUAGCCGCAACAACAAGCACUGGGAACCCAUCGACGUCGACGACUUCUUUAAGAACGACGCCUUCGACUUCAUCUCAGGCGUGCUCGUUGACGCAGGUCUCGACAAGGAGAACGUCGGAGCGAACGCAGUCGACGCGGUCAAUGCCGGCCUGACUAGCCCCGAGAAGAAGAUGACGGUCCAGCAAUGGGUCAUGUACAACGCGCAACGCGGGGAAGAGAAGCUGCGGGCCGAAUGCGAACGGCAGAUCGCCGCGUUCGAGGCUGAGGGCCAACGCGCCCUCGCCGCCAUCCGAGCGCUUUAG